Molecule: messenger RNA, 1527 nt
Organism: Labrus bergylta (ballan wrasse)
Lineage: Eukaryota; Metazoa; Chordata; Actinopteri; Labriformes; Labridae
Product: G-protein coupled receptor 151
Biological process (GO): G protein-coupled receptor signaling pathway
Cellular component (GO): plasma membrane
Molecular function (GO): G protein-coupled receptor activity
Source: RefSeq, a predicted model, not a curated record
CCCAUUAGCAGCGUUUCAGCACCGCGGCGCCCUGGACAGCUCCUCCACUCCAGGACCAGAAAGCUGCAGGACAGAAAGUGGAAAAGAAAGAAUUUUGCUUUGCUGAUUAGUUUGUCGCUGGAACUUUUAAGUCACAGUUGAAGACAUGGAUGUUAAUCGACCGGCAAAUGUCUCCUUUUUCGAUUUCGUCGGAGGAGUUCAACUUCUCCAGGGGGAGGACACCAGAACAGCCAUGCCCGUGAUCCUGAUCGGGAUCUGCAUCUCCGGAGCGGUUGGGAAUCUGCUCGUUUUGCUGAUUUUCAUCCGUGACUUCAGAAACGGAAAGGGCUCCGAGGUGAAAGCGCUCCUCGCCUCUCUUGCCACCACGGACUUGGUGAUCCUGCUGCUGUGCGCCCCCGUGCGCGCCGUCACCUACUACAAGCAGACCUGGACCCUGGGGAGCUUCGUGUGCAGCACCACGGACUGGUUCCAGCACUCGUGUGUGGUUGCAAAGACUUUAAUCCUUGCUUCUACAACUCGAGCCAAACACACCGUGCUGGUCCCGAACUCCUUCUCCAGCCCGACGUGGAUCCACGGAGCCCUGGUGUUCAUCUGGAUUGUGUCCAUGAUGCUUCCGCUUCCUCAGAUGCUUUUCGCCUCGUUGGUGCCACACGGACGCGACACAAUCUGCGUCUCUGAGAUGCCGAUGUGCGCGUCUGACUUCAUGAGUUUGUACUACAAGAUUUAUCCAACUGCGACCUUCGUGGCCCCGGUCAUCUUCAUGAUCGCGUACUACACAAAAACGCUCCACGCCGCGGUGAACCACGCACCGUGCCCGCAGCACCAGAGCAAAGUCACCCUGGUUCUGCUGUGUUUGAGCGGCGUCCUGGGGCUCACGCUGCUGCCGGAGUGGGGGACUUUCACCUGGAUCAGACUCGGCUACAACAAACCUCCCGUGGGACUGAUCAUCUUCGCGCAGGUCCUCCUUUACGCGUGCAGCUCGCUCUCCCCGGUGAUCCUCAUGACCAUGUACGACGACGUGCGCCAGGGACUCGUCACCAUCUGGUUCAUCGCGACCUGCAGAGGCUCCAAGCAUCUCCCGAAAAACAACAACAACAAGAAGAAGUGUCCCCAAACGGAGGGAAACGGAGCGGAAGUCGGAGCCAACGACGUCGCCAACGCCGUCUCAGGGAACACGGAGAAGACCAUCCCGGACGUGGAGCACUUUUGGACAGGGCGCAGGAAUACGCAUGUGGAGGUGGAGCAGGAUCCGGUUCCGUGGGAGAGAGAAGAGAAGAUGUUGUAGUGGACCAGAUGUGAUCUUUUAUAGUGCAGUAGCUUGUCGCCCCGCAGUGCAGACCCUUGUUGACCGGCAGUAGUGGCCUGUGUGCUGUCGUGAGCUUCAUUAGAUUUAUAAACUUUAUAAAUGUUCCACACGUUUCUUUUUGUUCCUUCUUGCCUGCACAGUCCAGUGAAACACCUUUCUUAUUGUACAAACAUGAUGCCAAUGUAAAUAUCCAAGCUUUCUGACUGUGUGUGUGAUGCAUA